Penicillium chermesinum is the source of this 1644-nucleotide messenger RNA. It is a transcript of the gene afeA, whose product is annotated as adenylate-forming enzyme AfeA. The record is from RefSeq and is a predicted model, not a curated record. Gene Ontology annotation, molecular function: CoA-ligase activity. Lineage: Eukaryota; Fungi; Ascomycota; Eurotiomycetes; Eurotiales; Aspergillaceae. Bases 1 to 1644 code for a protein of 547 amino acids. The transcript is spliced from 5 exons. Gene Ontology annotation, biological process: secondary metabolic process.
AUGGGGUACUGGAAUUCUUCUGCUCCGGGUGGCGCAAUGGAUCCUCUUCUCCAUCGAGAUGUCUAUACGGAUCUCUUGACCUUCACCUUCAGCGGUCCCAACCUAUACAACCAGAACCAGCCCAUCUUCAUUGAUGCCGAAGAUCCUUCCCAGUCUUUCACAGGCACCCAGUUCCGACGACUGGUUCGGACUUUAAUUGCAGGGUUCAAGGCACACAAUGUCCAGCAGGGCGAUUGUGUUCUGGUCAUGCUUGGAAAUAGCAUCUUGUAUCCUGCCUUGUUUUUCAUCCGGGAGAAUGUCUCCAUGGUGCGCGAGGUUAGUGCGUCGCGCGGAAUCACUCCGGAGCAGAUCUGCCUGGUAGACCCCAAGGCCUUCGACUACUGCGCGCAAUUAUUCCUGUCCUACGAGGCUGGCUAUGCCGUCAGCCCUGAGGUCUUUUCAGCUAAAAGCGAAGCUCACCCACUGAACUUCGCCCACCUGCUCCGCCAUGGCGAAAGCGACUGGUUCACCUUCCAGGACCCCAUGGCCGCCCAAACCACCCCGGCGGCCAUGUUCUCCACCAGCGGUACCAGCGGCCUUCCUAAAGCAGCCGUCCUGUCCCACCACAACAUUAUCUCCCAACAUCGCUCCAUCUAUAACCCGGUCGACUACCCUGUGAGCCGACUGAUUUCUCUGCCGAUGUUCCACCUGUUCGGUGGCCUGUGGACCCAUAUUUUCCCCGUCCGCUAUGGUCAUCCUCUCUUCGUGCUGCACAAAUUCGAGAUGACCCAAUUUCUGGCCAUGGUCCACCGGUUCCAGAUCUCCGAGACCUAUCUCGUCCCCGCCGUGAUCCACUCAUUCCUCACCUCCAAGCUGCCGGUGUCCAACUACCUGGCCUCGCUGCGCUACGUCGCCAUCUCCGGUGCCCCGAUCGAUGGAGCCACCGUUGCAGCCUUCGGCAACCUGCUGCAGCCCGAGGCUUAUGCGGGCCAGCUGUGGGGAAUGACCGAAUGUGGCAUUGCCUUCCAGGCCAGCUACAAUAACCGGGCUGAUCCCGGCAGCAUCGGGCGGGUGCUGGAUGGAGCGACGAUUGUCCCGGGGAACCUCUGCGUUCGAAGCGCGGGAGUGUUCCUGGAAUACCGAGGUCGGCUGGAUGGGAAGGAGGCGCAGGGUUGGUUCCGCACGGGUGAUAUUGCCUACGCUAAGCAGGGGCAGUAUUUCAUUGUGGGACGGACCAAGGAGCUUAUCAAAGUGCGAGGAUGGCAGGUGCCCCCCGCCGAACUCGAGGCCGUUCUUCUCCAGCACCCCGGCAUCAUCGACGCAGCGGUCACCGGCGUCGCCGUGAAAGAUGGCAGCGGCGAAGUGCCUCGGGCGUUCGUGGUGCGGUCGCGAGACCCCACUGUGGGCCGGCUUUCCGCGGAGGAGGUAUACAAGUUUGCGCGGGCGCGACUGGCCAGUUACAAGGCGCUGGAUGGCGGGGUGUUCUUUGUGGAGGAGAUUCCGCGCACGCCCAGCGGCAAGAUCCAGCGCUUCAAGCUGGCCAAGAUGAAUACCUACCGGCAGAUGGUGACCUCGCUGCUGUCGCGCUUCGACCUCGAGCGGCGCUCAUCCGCCGGCCACCAACUAUCUAUGGGCCUGGCGCCCGGAGGACGAGUUGCGGUGUAA